This is a messenger RNA of Ilex paraguariensis (yerba mate), 1368 nucleotides long. Lineage: Eukaryota; Viridiplantae; Streptophyta; Magnoliopsida; Aquifoliales; Aquifoliaceae. The record is from the annotation of a GenBank genome assembly.
UCUCUCUCUGUGGGAUCUGGGAAUUGAAGAAUAACACCUCAGCGAGGCACUCCCAAAAGAUACUCCGGCGGAAUCGAAGAUAGACAAUCUUUUUAAACCGCGAAGUGAUAUAUGUAUACAAAGACAACAACAGUCCCGGAUACCAUAGGAUGAGGGCAAGGCAGAAGGAUGCUGGAGUACUUGCUCCACUCCUACCUGAGACCCAGUCACCGGAAGAUCAAAGGUUUGAGGAUGCAUCAAUUUCUGGCGCAAUAUUCAACAUGUCCACCGGAAUGAUUGGUGCUGGGAUUAUGUCAAUCCCGGCAACUUUCAAGGUCUUAGGCAUAAUUCCUGGUUUCCUUGUCAUCCUAGUUGUUGCUUUCUUUGUGGAAGUCACAGUUGAGUUUCUCUUAAGAUACACACGCUCAGGUGAGUCAAGUACCUAUGCUGGUCUGAUGGCAGAGUCAUUUGGAAAGUUUGGAUCAGUUGGACUUCAAAUUUGUGUCAUGAUCACCAACCUGGGUGCUCUAAUUAUAUAUCUGAUAAUAAUUGGAGAUGUUCUCUCAGGGAAUCAAUCUGAUGGAUCCGUGCACCUGGGCAUUCUACAAGAAUGGUUUGGAAUCCACCGGUGGAACUCCCGUGCAUAUUCACUCCUUUUUGUUGUGCUCUUUGUUAUGCUUCCAUUGCUUUUGUUACGGCGUGUAGAUUCAUUAAGACAUGCUUCAGCAAUAUCUAUUCUCCUGGCAGUGGUGUUUGUCGUUAUAUGCUCAGGGAUGGCGUUAUAUGCAAUGUGGGAAGGGAAAACACAAAGAUUAAGACUAGUGCCUGAUUUUGCCAAUGGAGUCUCUUUCUUUGAUCUUUUCACUACCAUUCCAGUCUUUGCAACGGGAUUUGGAUGCCAUGUAAAUGGUUUCAUAUAUGCAGCAGCAAUAGCCAUCCCGAAUAUCUGGUACUUCUUUCAGUUCAUGGGGACUACCACAGUCGUGUGCCUCAUGUUCAUAUUCCCGAGCUCUAUCAUUCUCAGGGAUGUUCAUCGUAUAUCUACAACUAGAGAUAAGUUUAUGGCAAUAUUGGUGAUCAUUUUGGCCGUAGGGACGAGUGUAGUUGCCAUUUUCUCCAACAUAUACAGUUACAUUGACAAGAAUGAUCAGGUUUUGUGACCAUACUGGGGAUCAUGAUAGUUUGAGGGUAAGCUUAAUAACACCCACUACGUAUCUUGGUGGAAUUCAAAAGUUGCAGGUGGCAUCAUAUGGAAUGGAAGUGAUUCAAGAACAAAUGGGGAAAAUUUAAGUUGGAGAGAUACAAGUUGUUAGCGUUGUAGAUGCCAGGCGAUUGAAUACAUUGUUCGACUUUUGUAAUUUUUAAUGCUCUGAAUUAUAUGAAAAUGGG